AUGGAGGAGCUGCGCGCCUCCAUGGAGGCGCUCAACGCCCGGCUGCAAGCACAGGGGAACGUCGUGCACCAUCUCCAGGGCGAGAGGCAGCAGCUCCAACACGAGCUCCAGCCGGCCAGUUCGCGGACUGGAGCUUUCAAGAUGAAGUCCUACCUCGGCGCCGUGGACCACAGGUACCAGGGCAAGCUGAUGGAGGCAGAGCAGUCGCAGGUCACGAUACGGAACGCCAGGAUGGAGUCGGACGUCGCCAGGCUCAGCACGCAGCUGUAUUACAUCCUCGUGAUGACCACAUCCGGGUCGGCGCUGGACAAGUGCCACAAUGCGGGGGUGAAGGAGGGCUUCGAGGCGUGGCGCCAGUUCGUGCUGCGCUCUCGCAGCCAGUCUAGCAAGAAGAUCGACGACGACGAGAAGAUCGGCGUGGUUCUGCUGGGCAUGGAGGGCCCCAGGGUCAAUGAGCACUUGAUUCGGAACAGCGCCGGCCUCGACGCGUGGCCCAAGGUGCGCGAGGAUAUCCUGGAUAUCGCCCGGACCCAGCAGUACGUCGACUCGCGGCCGACGACCACGCAGCUCGGAGCCAUCCCGCGGGGAGGCAAGGACAAGGGAGGCAAGGCCGACGGUGGGAAUAACCCGAACAGCGAGAAGGAAUUGCUCUACUGCAGGAAGAGAGGCCACGUGAAGGCCGACUGCAGGAAGAGACAGCGAGACCUCGCCGCGGCGGAGAACAGGCGGGGGCCGCUCGACGCGACUCCAGGAGGGCAGACUGAGCGCACCCACUUCGGGGGUUCCGCCGCCGCCGCCAGUCCAGCCACCGCCAUGACUGCCGUUGUCGGCGCUGCUGCAGAGCCAGCACGCGUCUUUCGUCUUCUAGGCGCCCUGCCAAAUGCCGCAGCAGGCAGCGGCAGCGCGCCGGCCGUGCCAGGCCGCGACGCGGACAGACCCGUCCCAGUGCUGGCAGCGACGCGGACGGACGCGCAGUACCUCAUGAUCGACACCUGCGCUGGGGCGAGCGCGUUCCCGCGACGAUUCGACUCGGCAGCCGAGGGGGGCCCGGCAGUGGGCCCAGCGCGGCUCGAAACGACGACGGACGACCUGGUCAUCGGCGACAGUGGGAAGCAGUCCCGCUUCGGGCUGCAGGACGGCCGGCAGGUCAUGGCGAGGUGCAACGAGGCCGAGGUGAAGUUCCCGAUCGUGAGCGUCGGGGAGGUGGCGGGCCAGGGCAACUGGUUCCUGUUCGGCACGGGUCACCAGGUGAUGCUGCCCAGCGAGGCAUCUCCG
Messenger RNA from Prorocentrum cordatum, 1275 nucleotides. The record is from the annotation of a GenBank genome assembly. NCBI's taxonomy places the organism in Eukaryota, Dinophyceae, Prorocentrales, Prorocentraceae.